Orbicella faveolata is the source of this 1545-nucleotide messenger RNA. Its product is annotated as protein FAM228B-like. NCBI's taxonomy places the organism in Eukaryota, Metazoa, Cnidaria, Anthozoa, Scleractinia, Merulinidae. The record is from RefSeq and is a predicted model, not a curated record.
UGACUUGUUGGUGACUCUGUUAUUGAUCGUCAGUCUGUUUGAGAAAGGAAGCUCUCAUAAGAACAGAAAGUCAUCAAAGCAGCAAAUAAGCACGGCGAUGUCCCGGCCAAAGCGCCCCGUGAAUGGGCGUAUUUCUGUGCACACUUGUGAUAUCCUGGACGAGCUACUGGACGAUAAGGAUAAACAUGAGAUAGCGAAGGAUCAUCACAGACGAGCGGCUUCGGCGUCUUCAGUCGAGAGAACGAAGUCUUUGGGCGAUCACUCGGAAGUAAGGGCUGCCAGCGCUAAGUCAGCUUGUCCUUCCGACCACACGUUUAGAAUACAGAGUUGGCUGAACGAAAAAUCCGUCCGAAAUAUCCAGGAAAGGACCGACUUUGAAUCACGGGCGACUAAAAACAUGUACACGACACUUCUGGACAACGAGAAUACGUUCGUCAAGGAUGUGGAUAACUUCAUUGAUCACAAAGCAGCUCUCGAUAAAAGAAAGAAGCAGAUGUUAUUUAAGAAAUGGAGUGAACGUGUGUACAGCCCUGUCAAGGAAAAAAUAGAUCAAGAAAUGGAUGGUCCAAAUUACAGACACUUAGACAGAAGGAAAAGAGAUAUCUACAAAAAAUAUCUAGAUUACAGUAAUAGAAAAGGUGUUGUGUUCCUGGAUGUGAUGUCCCCUGAGGAAUACGAUCCACUUGUUCUUAAUGCAAACAGACCUGCUCCACUGAAGGCAAUAACAAGGAAGCUAAAUGAUCCACUGAUAUCACAAGGAAGCACAAGGCUUGAAGAGGAUCGUACUGUAGUGAGAUGCGUCACUGGAGACACAAUGAGUGACAAAGAAAUAGGAGAAAUGCGCCUCCCUCCUGCUCCCUUGGUGCCUCUUGGACGACACGGCACUGAGUGUAAUACAUGGCUUAGAAUGCAACUACAUGAUAUUGACAGUGGUGUCAGGAGAAGAAGCGGGCAACGAAUGAAAGGAAUCUACAACGACUCACAACUAGACUAUGAAGAAUGGAGUAAACUGGAGAGGAAUCCAGAUACAAUUGAUGUUGAGUUAAGAUCACAAAAGAGACGGCUUUUUAGAGAAAAACAUUCAACUACAAUUCAGUUUGACUGGCCAGAACUCCCAACCAUUAAACAGAACACGACAUACCACCCACGGAUACCAAAUGUUCUGCCACUUGGUACCAGUUUUGAGUAUUACCCUGAACUGCGGCUUAAUGCAUCAUAUUGAUGAGCACAAUGAUUUUAUAAAUAAAGCAUUUUAUUGAAAGAGAAUAGGGCAGAUGUUUCUAAUUCAAAUGUGAAUUUGUAAUGUUGUUAAAUUUAUCAACCCCUAAAUAGUUUCACAGUGAAAUAAUUUUAGAUGUUUUCAAUUCAAUUAAAGAUCAAUUUCAUUAAGAAUAAUUUUUUCUAGGUUGAAUGGACACUACUUAUUAUCUCCUUUUGUCACUUGGCUACGAUAUUUAUGUCAUUUGUGAAUAAUACUAUCUCAGAACUUCUAGGAAUUUGUAUCAAAGAUGUUUGUCACUGAAAAUAAAGGUUGUGAAAAAAAAA